This is a messenger RNA of Truncatella angustata, 327 nucleotides long. RefSeq lists its product as uncharacterized. NCBI's taxonomy places the organism in Eukaryota, Fungi, Ascomycota, Sordariomycetes, Amphisphaeriales, Sporocadaceae. Bases 1 to 327 code for a protein of 108 amino acids. The record is from RefSeq and is a predicted model, not a curated record. The transcript has 3 exons.
AUGAAGGUCCUUUUCUUCAUCGUCGCCUUCGUUUCAGCUCCCACGCUGGCGCAGGAUCUUAAUGCCCUACCCGCCUGUGCUCAAACUUGCGCUUUAAAUGCUAUUGGUGGCAGCGGCUGCGCGGUAACCGACCUUAAAUGUAUCUGCGAGUCGGCCAGCUUCAUCUCUAGCUAUACUAGUUGCAUUACCACUUCUUGCGGCGCUGCUGAUCAGGCUGCUGCCAUAUCAUUCGCCAUUCAAUAUUGCGCCUCGGCUAUCUUCACUCUCAGCAGUGCCUCUGCGACUUUAUCGGCACAGGCUUCAAGCACCACGGCCUCGGCGCUAUAA